GGGACAGGGGCCCUGCAGGAAAAGGCACUGCAGCGAGGUGGCGGGCUGCGUGCGCAAACAAGGCAGCUGCCUCUUGGGCCCGGAGAACGGCAAGUGAGAGGCUGCAUCUGAGGGAGCACUAUGGCAGUGUUUCUGGAGGCCAAGAAUGCCCAUUCGGUCCUGAAACGGUUCCCUCGUGCCAAUGAGUUCCUGGAGGAGCUGCGCCAGGGUACCAUCGAGCGGGAGUGCAUGGAGGAGAUCUGCAGCUACGAGGAAGUCAAGGAGGUGUUUGAGGACAAAGAGAAAACGAUGGAGUUCUGGAAGGGGUACCCGAAUGCAGUCUACUCAGUCCGAGACCCUGCACAGAGCUCAGAUGCUAUGUAUGUGGUGGUGCCUCUUCUGGGGGUGGCGUUGCUGGUUGUCAUUGCCUUGUUCAUCAUCUGGAGGUGCCAACUGCAGAAAGCCACCCGUCAUCACCCCUCAUAUGCUCAGAAUCGGUACCUAGCCAGUCGCACCGGGCACAGCCUGCCCCGGGUCAUGGUGUACAGGGGCACUGUGCAUAACCAAGGGGAGUCAUCUGGGCACCGGGAGGCAGGGAGCAACCCACAGAUGGUGCUGGGGCAUACUCGGGGGUGCAGAACCACAGUCCACCUCGAGAGCACCCUCUACCUUCCUGAGUUCUCUCUCUCCAGACUAUCCAGUGCCACUCCUCCCCCAUCCUAUGAGGAGGUGACUGCACCCCAGGAGAGCAGCAGUGAGGAGGCAAGUGUCUCUUACAGCGACCCACCCCCAAAGUAUGAGGAGAUAGUGGCUGCCAACCCUGACUCAGACAAGUAGUGGGACUUGUGUCCUAUCUGGUAUGAAAGCUUCUUUCAGGGUUCUCUUAUUUUCUUUUUAACUUUUUAAAGACUGUGCCACCACAGAACAGCCUUAGCCUCCUUGUUGCCAAAUAAUUUCCUAACUGUGGAUUUGUAGGAAGUUAGUUGUCAGAGACAGGUGUAGGGGGGUAGGGAACACACAUACCCCUGGAAGGAGCCACAGGCCAGAGAGCCCAGCUCUUCCAGAAGCCCCCAUGCCCCACCAUUCUGUCCUGUCAGUGACUGGCUUCUCUUAUGCCAAAGGAAUCACCCCAUGAAGUUGACUAUGGCCAGAAUGUGCAUAGCUUUGGGCCCCAGGGCCAAGCAGCUGACUGGAGACCUAUCUGUGUCUGGAAGCUUAGGCCACAGAAAUGAGGGAGAGAGGACAGCCUUUUAGCACCCUUUCCCCUCAACAUUUCUGUGCUUACUUUCCUGGCUUGCAUUUUGAGGGCAGGAAUAGUACUGAACAAAAACCAAAAAGAAUUAUAACAAACAGAUAAUGAACAUAAUAAAAUAUGACACUGUAACCUAGGCUAUUUAUAGGGGGCCAAGGGAAAUCAACCUCACAGAUCUGUGAUACUUCUCUCCCCCAAUGCCCACCCCACCCUUCUGACCAGGUUAAAAGGAAUAUCUAGAGCAACCUGGAGGAGGACAGGGUGUGUGAAGGAUGAGGUGCAGGGAUGUGCUUAGCAGAACUGUUUCCUCCAGAUUGAAUUUUGCCAUCCUAGAGUGGUAGCUCUGGCUUUGGUGCGCUUAGCCUCUCCCAGGCCUUGGCUCUCCAGACAUGUGUACUGGUUGUGCUAAAACUGCUGCCCACUGGCAUGAACCCAGUCAUAACACUGGGAAAACCUAUAUGGCUGACUGUGCCUGCGGAGUCCAUGGCCUCUGAGUGUUGGUGUACAGGCUGGGGCAGAGAGCUGAAAUUUUCUCCUCAUGAGGUUGAUUGGCCCAUAGCACGAUUAAACUCAUGAACUUGGCCUCUUCAGCACUGUGCUCUCUAGUCUUGAACUUUUGGGAUACUUCCCUUUUAAUGAGUACAUGUGUUGAGUUGAACUUGAACUUUAGAUGGCUCAUUUCUCCUUAACAAUGGUGCCCAUCUGGGGAGAAGCUCCUAAAGUGUCCCUUUUCAGAAAUGUCUUUGCAAGGGAGAUAGGGAAGCCCAUGAUCUGGGGUGGAAGGCCCAUCCAAGAUUAGCCCUGUCAUUGCCAGGUGCUGGUCCAUUUUUAGUAACCCCUUCCUGUGUCCCAGGAGCUGUUCCUUUCCAUUUCAGUGAGUUUUUGGACAGCAGUGGGGCAGAGGUGACCUGUCUUUAACUGUCAGUGACCACACAAAAGACUGUUGACACCAUCUCUCCCACCCUUCCAUCUCUAUCCUCCUGGCCUUGGUGGCAAACCAUUUUUCCUCUGUGGUGCUUUUAAAAAUGUAGCAAAUUUUUGUGGAGCCCAAAAGAGUGCACAGUCAGGGUCUCUUGGCAAUGACAGUAGUUUAAAACCUACUGAGAAGACAAGCUUCUUUCUGUUUAAACAGCUCUCCCAGGCAAUCAUCGGGCCUUCUUGUUUGAAUGCAGCCCUGCCUCGUAGCCACAGAUGACACCUGGAGGUUGCUUUAGUCCUGGACACUUGCCCUGAGACUUGCUUCAAGUCAGAAGGCUUAUGUUCUUACCCCAAUGAGGCCACCAGCUUGGACAACUUCACCCUAUGGCUGGGGUUUUCCACCCUUCCCCCUACCUCACAGGCCUAUUUGGAGGCUGACUAAGCUAAUGUCUGUGCAGAAGGUUUGUCCUUAGGAAGAUUCUUCUAGAAAUGUGUAGGUUAUAGGGGACCAGUGUUAGUGGAGGCUUUCAUAUAUAGUUAGUCUCAGUCUGGGGAGUCAGUCUCCUGCCAGUUGACACUUUCUGUCCCCUUUCCCCUUCCCUGAGAGCUUCCCUGAUGCCAGAGGUGCUGACCAGGUGGCAUUUCAACUUUCCUUCCUCUUUUCCUCCCUCUUGGUCUCUAGCACUAUACUCCUCUCCUUCCUCAUGAAGGCAUUUUUUGGCCUAGAAAGCCCCUGCUUUUUCCAUAAUGGAGGCUGAAGUCAAUCUUAUUUGGCCAUGUUGGAGGAUGUGGGGCAGCCUGAAACUUCUGAGCUACCCGCUGCUCUUCCAGCAUUUCCUCAGGCAGGUGCCUAUGUGUGAAAAGACACUUCCUCCUAGGUGUCUCCUCCCCACUGAGCAGAAGCCAGGCAUGGGACCCAUUGACGAGAGCCAAGGAAUGUCUGCUGCCUUUGGCAUCUGUUGAGUGCUUCCCUGCAGAGCUGCCACAUAGUUUGCAACUGGGUGGAGACAGAAUAGAUCUGGAGGCAGGAACCUGGCCCAGUGGAGGGUGGCACAUGUCCUUCAGGCACUGAGCACAAGCCUGUAGGGAGAGCCCACUGAGAGAGAGGCAGUUCCAUAGGCCCUGUGCUCUCUGGUUUAGGUGCUUUUCAGCAUUCUCUUGGAUAGGGUUGCCACCGUGGUCUCUGGGAUGUUUUUUUUUUUUUUUUCCAGUAUAUUGUGGAAAAAGAUUGCAUAGUCCACAAUGGUCAGUAUUCCUCGUGGUGCACAUUUGGCUUAUGUGAAUGCUCUGUACAUAUCUUUCAAACUCUGUCUUUGUAUGGAUGUUGACUUGAUACAAUGCUAAUGCUACAGUAGCCACAUUUUUGUUGUUUUUGGACUUGUGUGUGUGUGUGUGUGUGUGUGUGUGUGUGUGUAUACACUUGUGCACAUUGCCUUUUCUCACAUGCUUAUCUGAAACAAUAGCUGGUGUGUGGCUAUACUUGUACCGGGAAGGAGGAUUCCCAUCUGAAGGGAAGACUGUCCCCUCCUGGAGCUGCGCAGCCUGAUGACAGAUCCCUGAGUGAGGAAAGGUGAGAUUUGCUGUUAAAGCCCCCUAAAGUUGCUGUCUUUUGCCCCCCUCCAAAAAGAGGUUUUGAAGAAGACAAAGCAGCUCCAUCCUGGGGGCCUCUGCCUGCUGGGACCCUAACUCACACGCCCUUUGUAUUCAGUGCCCUUGGCCUUGAUUCUGUUCUGUAGGUAUCAGCAGCUGAAGGAAUUCUGAGUGCUCUGGAGUCUUUUGUGUGUGUGUGUGUGUGUGUGUGUGUGUGUGUGUGUGUGUAGAGAUAUAUGACUAUUGACUAGGAAUGAUGGGGCUAGUGAUGUAAAUAUUUUUCAUUAAAAAAGAAAAGGCUUUAAAAUUCCUUGAAAUAUGACUGUCACUCAUAUUUGACUGUCAACCAAAAACUUUCUAACAAGUUUUAAAAUAAGAAUUUCAAUAUUGUCCCUUCCCUGCUGCUCCCUAUCAUCCAGAGUUUUCAAAACAAAAGCACAAGAGAAAGAGUGAAACACACAGGUGUCCAGUGUGGGUGCACAGCAUCAUUACUAUGCCCUGGCUGACAGAAAUGCAACAUAGAGCAACUGGAGGCCAGAGGCCUCCACUUCUACUUGCAAAUCCCACUACCAUUAGUGUGAAUUCCUUAGGGUGCUUUGAAAAACAGGAAUCUGCCUGAUUUGUUUGACAUUGUCUUUUUUUGUAGCCUGACUAUGAGGAAUUCAGGGCAAGAAAGUGUCUGUUAAGGAUUUGGAGCCAGAUGGUUUCUCUCUGGCUGGCUGGAGUUUGAUCUUUUGACAACUAAAUAGCAUCCCACGAGAAGAAGAAAUAAACAGUGCUGCCUCUAGAUUGUUCUUUUAUCCCAGAGAGAUAAUUGAGAGAGACUCUUACUCACCUUUGCUCUGUUUUUUUUUUUUAGGAAUAUAUGCUUGCACUAUGUGUGAUGUGUGUGCCCUCACAUUCAAGAACAAGAUGUAGAGCUGGGCAGCAGAGUUGCUAGUGUAGGGUGCUUUUCAGCUAGAUAAGUAAUGAAGCUCCAUUUCAGGAUUGCACUGAUUCAGAAACAAGCACAUCCUCCCCACUGAACUCUCCUCAUACUAAUUAGUAUAAUUAGCUAAUUUAAAAGUACUGUAAUCAGAUUCCUGCAACUAUGGUACAAGCCCAUUAACUUGAAGCCCACUAAUUCAGAACUUAAAGAAAUUCACAACUUAAGAUAAUUCACGGUCUCUGUGAUUCUUCCUCCAUAGAAGCAUUUGAAAUACUCUUUCCUUUAGUCAAUUUUCAGGGUCAUAUGUGUAAGAGGGAUCUAGUAUAAAAUGAACACCUUUUUCAUAUAAAAAAGGAUCCCUGCACCGUGCCUUCAGCUUUGGUGUUUAGCAAUUCUUAUGCAUAAGGCUUUUUCUGUACUGGACGAUCUCUUCUCUGUCCAUUGUGGGGAUGUUGGGUACUACAGGUUUUCAUUCUACUCCUUUACAUACCCUAGGGAUAAUAUAGUUUGUGAACUGGACUGCAAUUUAAAAUCAUACACUGUGUAUCUUGCUAAAUAUUCUGUAAAGCAGAUGUUUUGCUAUCAGACUGGCCACUCCUAUUAUUUGCCUCCAAAUAUUCAAAUGUAGGGAGCUUUUCUUUUCACAGGCUGUGGGGUAGUGAGACUCUUUUUUCCAAGAAUUUCUCUGACAAAGAUAUCCAAACAGCAUACCCCCUUGGGCUCAAUGUGUCAACAGUUGUUCCACUGUACUGAAACAUCUUCCCAUUGAACAGUGCCUGCCCUUCUCCUGCCCCCAGCCCCAGCAUUAACAAGAUAUUCAAGAUUGGGAGAAAUCCCACAGCUGCUUUUGCCUUCAAAUCCAUCUCCCCUUAUGGGUGCCACUUUCCCAGGCCCGAACACACCUGCUAUUUCACUCUGUGAUUGUGAAUUUGUGAUAGUGGACAAUGAGCUUAUUAGACAUGAUUACUGUGGAAUGGAUUGAUUUUGUUGCCACUUUAAACUGUGUUCAUAUUCAUGUGUUGACCUAUGUCAGCUGGGAAAUCUGUGUAUUCAGUAACAAGUCAGGAUUUCACUGGAGCCUUGGGGCAACAAAUGAGUCUGAUCUCCCACACAUUGUAAUUAUUGAGUUUAGCCGUUAAAUUUUGUCUCUUCCUGCACAAGAGGAUAAUGAAUAACAAUAAAGAGCAAAUGCCAUUUA
Molecule: messenger RNA, 5865 nt
Organism: Phyllostomus discolor (pale spear-nosed bat)
Lineage: Eukaryota; Metazoa; Chordata; Mammalia; Chiroptera; Phyllostomidae
Gene: PRRG3
Product: proline rich and Gla domain 3
Exons: 4
Coding region: 121-816 (231 amino acids)
Biological process (GO): negative regulation of apoptotic process; negative regulation of mitochondrial calcium ion concentration
Cellular component (GO): endoplasmic reticulum; mitochondria-associated endoplasmic reticulum membrane contact site; mitochondrial outer membrane
Molecular function (GO): ubiquitin protein ligase binding; calcium ion binding
Source: RefSeq, a predicted model, not a curated record